UCUUAUGUGAUUUGGAUAAGAUUUGUUGCGAAAGCAUAAAAAAUAUUGGUAUAAAUUUCUUUAAGCCUCCUUUUUUCAAACCAUCCCAGAUAUUAAGCAGGCUUGGUCCUCAUAAACAUAAAGCCUGGAUGAACAUUUCGGAACUAUUUAAAAAACAAAAAUUUGAGAAGGUUCAUUUUAUUUUAUUGCAGUUUCAAGAAUUAGAACUUCCAAUUAAAUUUAUGGAAAAUAUACCUUUGACCAAGGAUUUAAAAAUAACGCUUGCCGAUCGGUGCCGACAUUGCCAUAGCAUGAGUUGUGAGGAAUAUGAACCGUUUACAGAUCUUGGAGGAGAAUUAUACAAUAAUUUCGAAAAACUAAGUUACAUUUUUCGUUAUUGUCACAGAAUUUCUGAACGAAACCAUCGUCCGUUUAACUGGCUAGGAGGAAUUACCAAUUUGAAGUACAGGCAAAUAGAGUACAUAUUCAUAAUGCAUUCUAAUGGCAUUAUACAUAUCUGCGUAUCUCCUAAAAUUGGUGAAAUUUUUAAGCCAAAUUCCUGCUGCAAUUUAGGAAUACAUGUCCAGUCACAAUUGCUUGUAAAUUUCAAUAUAAGAGGAAACAUUGUUUUUAAAGCUUGGAAUGUUAACUUGACCGUCUUCGACGAUGAUUUUUUUAAUAAAUUGGUUUUUGAGUUAACUGAUUAUUUCCCCACUUACGUUUGCAUGCACAGAAAAACCAAAACUAACAUAAUUCAAUCACCGAGCAAUUGGUACUGCAUAGACUCUUGCGAUACUUUCGAUGGAUUUGUAGAUAAUAUACCAGAAAAUGUUACGCUGACUGAUGUUUGUAGAAAAGGCCAUUUGGCAGAAUGGGAUCAGCCCAUUACUCAAAAAAUAGAACUUGGAUUAUUUAAAAAUAUUAAAUUUUUAAGUGUCAAGAACGUACUUUUAAAAGACGACUUUUUUGGCCAUCUUUUCUCACAAUGUGAAAAGUUGCACACUCUUGAUGUGUUCGUUAAAAAUCGUGACACUUUGUGCCUCGGCAACGAUUGCACACUGUCUUUAUUUACCAACCUGCAUGAGACAAAGCUAAAGAAUCUAAGGCUUUGUUUAAGAGACAUAGAUUACGACAAUAUCUUUAAUUCAUUGUCGAAAUGUCGUACUUUAGAAAAUAUACACAUAUGCCACCAACGUGACCAAAACGAAUACGGAGUACGAGCAAGUGACAAUAGUAUCUUUAUGCUUAUAGAAAAGUGUUGCAAUUUAUACAGUUUAUUCAUUGAAGCAGAAACAGAUAAAGAUGAAUUGGAAGAUCUUAAAUGUCGCUUAAAAUUUGCAGCAAAGAUGUCGGAAAAAGAUCAUUUAAGCAUCCAGGUGUGCUAUUAUGACGGCGACAUUAACCCGUUUGCAGAUGUAUUCAACCCAAGUCCACUGAAUAUCACGCAGUGAUUACUAUUGUACGUUAAUGAUAUAUUCUUUAAGUCUUCUUGUUUAAGUUGCUGUGAUAAAACAGUUAAAUAUGUUUAUUAAAUAUUUAUGUAUUGUCAAAUGGUCAUCGGUCUCUUGUCCAGUAUGUCCAAUUUAUUUUAUUUCUUACCCUUAAAACGACACAUAAACCCUAUCAAGUCAGCACCUA
This is a messenger RNA of Cydia pomonella (codling moth), 1617 nucleotides long. RefSeq lists its product as uncharacterized. The coding region runs from base 129 to 1430 and encodes 433 amino acids. The record is from RefSeq and is a predicted model, not a curated record. NCBI's taxonomy places the organism in Eukaryota, Metazoa, Arthropoda, Insecta, Lepidoptera, Tortricidae. The transcript has a single exon.